Messenger RNA from Caenorhabditis elegans, 919 nucleotides. RefSeq lists its product as uncharacterized. The record is from RefSeq and is marked reviewed. NCBI's taxonomy places the organism in Eukaryota, Metazoa, Nematoda, Chromadorea, Rhabditida, Rhabditidae. Bases 410 to 826 code for a protein of 138 amino acids. The transcript has 4 exons.
AGGAUCUCAAAAUAUCCCACAAUCGCGCAAAUAUGCCAGGAAGCAAUGAAGAUUGGAUAAAGAAGGAGGUCGAGGACCAGGACACCAACGCCAACAGCUCGAGCUCCAGCAUAGCCGUCUCGCGUCAGCUCGAAGGGAAUUCUGCUGUUCCUGACGCCAUCGACCUUCUGUCUUCUCAAAUCAAAAGAGAAGUUGAAGAGGAGGAUGAUCGCAACGAUGAGACUGGACCCCGUUCGGAGCCCGUGGAUGUUAAGCCGUCUCCAAAACGCCCAACGAAGAGGUCAGCCGAGACCUGGACGACGGCUCGGCGCCAAGCAAGAAACGGUCUACGGCGGGAGACGGUUCAACUCAUCGAUUCGCGUAUGUGAAUGUUGGAGUCCGCCAUCCAUACGAUCCACGCCAUCUUGUCAUGGAAACUUCAUUGAAUGAAAUUAGAAUCGAAGAUUUCGAAAUAAUCCAGUAUCUUCCGAUGCCCUUCAGGACUUCGAUUCCCAUGAAGCUAGUGAUCUUCGCAGUGAGAAGUGAAGAAUCUGCCGAGAAGAUCCGCUCGUUAAUCGAUCCUUCGAUGUGGAUCGCGGCUUUUGGUGGCGGAACCGAAACUCAAAAAUUCUUGUGGAGCGAGCUGACGGUGGAGGAUUUCGUCAAGGCACACAUAAUGGCCAGCAGCGCAACCGAUGACGUGCCAUAUGAGGCAGCCAUGGCGGAUCGAGAAUCGCUCAAACAAGCUGUAAAUGAUGCCAGCUCUCUGAAAGGCUUGAAGGAGAGCAUGUCGAAAGCUGGAUGGAGGAUCGUGAGUAAGAUGCGGAAAGAUCUCAAUGGAGCCUGAUGAUCCCCUUCCCAGCACACAAGACAGUUUUAAUUUUGUGUCUGUAUAGUUUUAUAUUAAGUUUUGAUGAUAAUGAAUUUUUUUACGGUUUUA